Messenger RNA from Uncinocarpus reesii 1704, 342 nucleotides. RefSeq lists its product as uncharacterized. The record is from RefSeq and is a predicted model, not a curated record. Bases 1 to 342 code for a protein of 113 amino acids. The transcript is spliced from 2 exons. NCBI's taxonomy places the organism in Eukaryota, Fungi, Ascomycota, Eurotiomycetes, Onygenales, Onygenaceae.
AUGAAGCUCAGCGCCGCCGCCCUCUCCCUUGCAUUCUUCGCAACGCUCGCCGCUGCGAAGCCAGAGCCGGUCAUCAACGAGGAUUUCUCCUAUACAUAUGCCGACCGGAUCGAGUAUGAGACGUGCACAGGAUAUCGAUUUUCGAACGAGCGGUGCCAGGGGAAACGUCUCGGCUCGCGCGUGACCAACUGGUGGGAUUGCCAGGACAUGGGCGGCAAGUGCUGCGGCCUGAAGAGGAACGGAGUCGGCGGAUUCUUGAUCGAUCCUGAGAAGCAAGGCGGCGGGAGCUACAGAUACGGAGGCUGUGAUUACUGUUUCUCAGGCGGCUGUGUGGCCUCGUAA